Spodoptera litura is the source of this 2271-nucleotide messenger RNA. Its product is annotated as required for meiotic nuclear division protein 1 homolog. Gene Ontology annotation, biological process: positive regulation of mitochondrial translation. The record is from RefSeq and is a predicted model, not a curated record. NCBI's taxonomy places the organism in Eukaryota, Metazoa, Arthropoda, Insecta, Lepidoptera, Noctuidae.
AACAGUAAAUCUAAGCAUAACCUAAAACUUUAUGUAAUAAUUACGAAAAGGCAUUUAUAACAGCAUUCAUUUACAUAUUCAUUUAAUUUUCUACCCUAUCACUCAGUUAUGACUGUGUAUUUAUCAAGAAUUGCGUUUAACACCAUUCGGUGCGCGACACCGAAAUGUUUUUUUACAAAGACGGUAGUCGGUUUUAUAAGUCCGAAAACUCGUUUGUUUUUGCCAAAAUAUGAUUUAUUUAGCGUUGCUGGGGUUGGGAUUGUGAGGAAUUAUUCGAAUGAUGCGAUACAGCCGACGCUACCGAUAGAAAAUGGCACAUUACCGAUUAAAAAGAAGAUUGUUCAUAAGAAGGCUAAUCCUGAAGAGUUGACUCACAAAGAGGGCCAUUACCUCACUAUGGCUUACGCUACAGCUAAUGCGUAUGAUUUGAAAAAUUUAAAAGAAGCCCUGAUCCAACAGAAGCUGUAUGAACCAGGAACGCUGAAAUCAGAUGAGUUGGGAGAUGUAGUGGUGGCUAAUGCAGUGUACAGUGUGGGUACUGAGCCCAGAGAGAUCAUAUUCUUUAGAGAAGGUGGUAUUGUGUUCUGGAACUGCACAGAGUUGGAAGCUCGCAAUGUACUGGAAUUUGUGAGGCCUUUUGAAAUAGACAGUUAUCCGCGAGAUGUGGUGGAGAAAGAAAGAGAGGUCAUGACUUACGUUUAUCAUCCUAAUGUGAAAAAGUGUCAUCUACAAGAGUCAUCAUUUGUGCUGGUGCCAAAGAGAGAUAACUCGUUGGAGAAGUACACAUUCAGUCAUGCGAUGGUGCAGUCGGCGCGGCUGGGCGCCUGGGAGUCCCGGCUCGAGGCGCUGGCCACCGCCGUCAGCUCACACACUGCCGCCAUGCAGCAUGACGGAGCUGCGCAUCUUGAUAAGAAAGAGGUGGUUCGCAAGCUAGGCGAACUGUUUUCUCUCAGACAUCGGCUGAACGUGGAGUCAGACCUGCUGGACACUCCUGACUUCUACUGGGAGGAGGAGCAGCUCGAGCGACUCUACUCCUCCACUGUCGCAUACUUCACUAUAUCCAGGAGAACUAGGGUGCUAAACGAGCGUCUCUCCCACUGCGUGGAACUCCUGGAACUGUUGUCAUCGUGGGCUGCAGACAGGCACCACGUCCGAUUGGAGUGGAUGGUGAUCGCUCUGAUUCUCGCCGAGGUCUGUUUCGAAUUGCUUCAUCUCUUCGAAAGGUGGGUCGCCAGGAGCGAAGUCGCAGACAGCUAGAACAGGCCCAUUCCAGACCCACUUCCAUCCGAAGUGGAUCUGGAAUCUGGAAUUUCCAGCGAAGUGCUUCUGGAAGUUGGAAUUUCCGACAAAGUGCUUCUGGAAUCUGGAAAUACCGAAGUAGAAUUGGAAAGUGGUUCUUUGGGUAAAUUAGAAUUAGAAAGUAGUGAUUUGUGUAGUAGUGGUCUGGAAUCGGGAAUUCUGGAAGGAAAAGCGUGGAAUGUGGUGAAAAAUGUUUAUUAUAGGGAUUGUAUGCAUAUACAUAGUUAUUAUUAAGCAUUUUGAACGAUGUUUUUUAACUUAUUAUUUCUUUAAUUAGUGUAAGUCUCAAAUGAAUCGAAAUUACAAUACACCAUUAUAAUUUUUAGACCAAAGUUUUUAAUGACAAGUUACGUUGUUGUAAGUUUAUUUAGGAAUACUUUUAAACUUUGGAAAAUAAAGUACCUAGUUGUUUAAAUUAUUUGUUAAAUUUUAGACCGCUAAAAUUAUUGUUAUCUGAUUGUUAUUUGUGAUAACAGUAGUUAAUUGUUAUUUCGACUGCUUAAUAGAUUAGAAAUAAGUAUAAAUUCUUAUACUAAGGUAAUAUUAGCACUUAAUAUUUAAUUAGUUUGGUAAGUAUGUACUUUCUAGUGUUAUAAAAGCAAACGUUACAUGCCAUGCCCCAAAUAUUGUCCAGUUUUUUAUGAAUUUUGGCAAACAGAUACUUUGAAAUGUAUCUGGUUUUAAUUUGUGAUAUUUUUUGGCAAUAAUAUCAAUUAUAAUGGGAUAAAAAAUAACGCAACCGAAGCGGGCAUUAUGUAGAAUAUGUUUAUUUAUAUAAUCUACAUUUGUUUAUUUUACAAAAAUUUCUGCGCCUGAUAAAGAUUGCUAGGAAGUUUAACUCCACAGAGAUUUGCUCAUCGAAUGUUAUCAGGCGUUCGUACUUCUUGCUGUAGUUUUAACCCCAAAUAUUUAAUAUAUAUUACUAUAAAGUAUUACUGGGUUUUAAAAAAAUCUCAGUAGUAGCACGGAGUC